AUGUCGAUCUGGAAAAAAGAUACAUUUGGCAAAUACCGUGAAAUGCAAGGGAAUGGCAACUGCCUUUUCAGGGCACUUUCUGUGGGAUUGGGGGAGAAUGUUACACAUGAGGAGUUGCGUGAAAUUCUAGUCAACGAGGUGAGGGAUAAGUGGGAUGAAUAUGUUAAUUAUGUUUUUUAUUUUAAUAAUGCGAACGAUUAUUAUAGGGAAAUUUCGCGGGUCACCACAUGGGGUUCCUUUGCUGAAAUUUUGGCCUUUUCGACUGUUUUACAAAGGAGAGUUGUCGUCAUGAGGGACGGCCGCAAACUGGUUGAUGUGGGUUCCCAAGAUAACACUCCAAUUGUAUUACGUUAUAUCGGUGACAACCACUACGAUUUAAACGAGGAUACUGUCAUUCCUCUACCCGAUACUGUUGCUGGUUCUGCACGACCUCCUGUUUUAGUAGCUCCUGCUGCAGCAGUUUCUACAGUAGUAACUCCUGCUAUAAUAGCUCCUGCUAUAGCAGUAGCUUCUGCCGCAGUAGCUCCUGCCGCUGCAGUACCUGUGAAAUCUCCCGCACUGAAGCGACCUGCGCCACAACCGCGUAUCGUGACCCCAAGUCAAAAAUAA
Molecule: messenger RNA, 609 nt
Organism: Ceutorhynchus assimilis (cabbage seed weevil)
Lineage: Eukaryota; Metazoa; Arthropoda; Insecta; Coleoptera; Curculionidae
Source: the annotation of a GenBank genome assembly